AUGGCUUCCAACCAAGAUUUACCCGCCCUCUCCCGCGAUGACUAUACUAUUGGGUGGAUAUCCGCACUUGCUAUUGAAUCCGCUGCUGCGGUGAUCAUGCUAGAUGAGGAACAUGACGGCCUUAGCGUCGCUGAAGGGGACAGCAAUUCAUACUCUCUGGGGCGAAUUGGGGAACAUAAUGUCGUUAUUGCAUGUACAAAUGAAGUUGGCGGGCUUCCUGCAAACAUUACCGCCACAAACCUUAUGAACAGCUUUCGCAAUGUGCGAUAUAUUCUUACCGUGGGAGUCGGUGGUGGUAUCCCGAAUACCAGAUAUCAAGUCCGGCUGGGAGAUGUUGUAGUCAGCGAGCCAACGGGCAAUUCCCCAGGGGUUGUCCAGAGCGACUUCGAGAAGUGGGACGAGGAGGGUGGGUCUGAAAUAAAGGGCUCUUUAAAUCGGCCAGCUGUGGGACUAAUCCGAGCAAUCGGGGCUGUAAAAGUGGAUGAGCUUCUCGGCAGGAGCAAGAUACAUUCAUUUGUGAAACACCUGGGAGGAGAAAGCAGCGGUCAUGACGAGAUUUGGAAGUAUCAAGGCCGGGAAAACGACCCUCUCUACAGGCAAGAUUCGAUCUUACGGCAUGAUCCGGUUUGCACAGAAUGUAGAGAACAACAAAGACCAGAAACACCGGAUCCGAGAAUACAUUACGGCAUCAUCGCUUCUGGAAAUCAGGUCAUAAACAAUAGAGAACAACGGGACAAACUUGGUGAUCAGCUGGGAGCGUGCUGCGUAGAGAUGGAAGCUUUUGGAUUGAUGAACGACUUCCCAUGUUUGGUUAUUCGAGGGAUCUCAUCCUACGCGGAUGGGUGCAAGGAUGACAAUUGGCAGGGCUACGCAUCCAUCACAGCAGCCGCAUAUGCGAAGGAACUUUUGCUUCGGCUUCCCUCUUUCGAUAAAGACUAG
Orbilia oligospora ATCC 24927 is the source of this 939-nucleotide messenger RNA. RefSeq lists its product as uncharacterized. Gene Ontology annotation, biological process: nucleoside metabolic process. NCBI's taxonomy places the organism in Eukaryota, Fungi, Ascomycota, Orbiliomycetes, Orbiliales, Orbiliaceae. Bases 1 to 939 code for a protein of 312 amino acids. The record is from RefSeq and is a predicted model, not a curated record. Gene Ontology annotation, molecular function: catalytic activity. The transcript has a single exon.